CUUGCCCCGGCGACGCGCACCUGGCUAUCGUCUUUGCCCCGUCGACGUGCACCUCGUAGCUUCGACUCCCACUUCACAUCGCGUUCGGUGUCUGCUGACAAUCUCGCCCGUUGAAGGCGCACUUAAAGACAAAUACUCAUGACUAUGGCUUCGUGAUCGAUUGUUCAAACGUUCACCACUGGGUGGUUGGCUUGGAUGGGCUCGAGCAUAAAAGUGGGCAGGCGAGGGGCGUCCAUUCUGCAUCUUGUGACUUCAACACUUUUCUGUACUCGUCUCAAGAACUCGCAGAUACAUACGUAUCAGUUCUGGCUCAACUCAGUAACCCCAACAUGAUCGCCAAAGAUAUUGACACCACUCAAAUCGCCACCGAAUGGCUCGCCGGCCUCGACAAGGCCGCAUCAGUUGGAGACAUCGAGAAAUUCACACAGCAUUUCCUCGUAAACGGCUGGCUUCGAGACGUCCUUUGCUUUUCCUGGGACUUUUGCUCGCUCGAGUCCCGCGCCUCCAUCGCGUCCUAUCUCGCCGAGCCUCUCGCAGGCUCCACCCGUUUUGCCACCGUCGGACUUCAUGACCUCACGCUCGACACAUCCAGCACCCUCGGAGGGCCCUCUACGUUCCCCAUCCCCGGCGGAGACGGCGCUUUAGGGAUUCAGGGAGCAUUCCGCUUCUCUUUGCGCGAGCCGGACGCGCGUGGCAGGGGUUUCUUCCGCCUCGUGUCGUCACAGGAGGGAUACAAGGCGCUCGCCGUCUACACAUCGAUGCAUGAGCUCGUCGGUCACGAGGAGCCGACAGAGCGCCCUCGAGGUAUUCCUCUGGAUGCGAUGAAGAUGACGUCGUGGGAGGAUGCCAGAGAGAAGGAGGUCAAGGCGAUUGAGAGUGAUUCCACUGUGCUUAUCGUUGGCGGAGGCCAGUGCGGCUUAAUGGCCGCUGCGCGCUUCCGGCGCAAGGGAAUCCGUGCCUUAGUCAUUGAGAAGACACCCCGCGUCGGCGACGUAUGGCGCAACCGGUACCCAACGCUCUCACUGCAUCUCCCUGCACACUUUAGCUCCUUCCCGUACCAGCCGUAUCCCAAGAACUACCCCGAGUACAUCGGCCGCACGCAGCUCGCCAACUUUAUGGAAUCCUACGCAACCCAACAGGAGCUCACCAUCUGGACGUCGUCGACUGUGCAGUCCAACCCGCCCCCGACCUUUGAUUCCGAGACAAAGAGCUGGACGGUGGUGGUCAACCACGCGGGUGAAAAUGUCACGCUGAAGCCGAAACAUCUCGUCCUGGCUAUGGGCAGUGGUAUGCCUCGUAUCCCCAAGUUUCCGGGGCAAGAAAAGUUCAAGGGCAAGGUCUAUCACUCGGACUUCCACCCAGGCGCAAAGGAGUUUAAGGGAAAGAAGGCUGUUGUUAUUGGCGCUGCCAACGCCUCCUCUGAUAUGUGCCAAGACUUUGUCUCCAACGGUGCAGCAUCCGCAACGCUUGUGCAGCGCUCAGCGACGUGCCAUAUCUCACUCAAGACGUCCACCUCGCACGUCAAGGUCAACUACCCCGAGACGCGCGAUAUUGAGGACGCGGAUCUGGUUGGAGACUCGCUCCCUCCGCGCCUCGUCAUCCAGAUGAACGGGGAAAACCUUGAAGAGAUCAAGAAAUCGGACGCGGAGCUCCAGCAGGGGCUGCGAGACAAGGGAUUCAAUCUUACCUGGACGUAUAAGGGCGUCGAGGGGGGUAUGGUGGUGUUCUAUUAUGAGAAGUUUGCCGGUAGCUCCAUGCUCGACACCGGUAUUGGCGACCUCAUCGUCGGCGGCCACGUCAGUAUCAAGCAGGGCGUUGAGCCUACCCACUUCGAGGAGGACGCGGUCGUGUUUAACGACGGCUCGAAGCUUGAGGCGGAUGUUGUCGUGCUUUGCACCGGCAACCGGCCGAUGACGUCCAACAUCAAAGCGCUGAUGGGUCCCGAGGUUGCAGCGAAGAUUGGCGCCGUGUGGGGGCUUGAUGGCGCUGGGGAGCUGCGCAGGGUGUGGAGACCGACUGGCCAGCAGGGCCUGUGGAUUUUUGCUGGUGGGCUCAACCUCGCGCGGUACCACAGUAGGCAUCUUGCGCUUCAGAUCCAGGCGGAGCUGUUGGGCAUCAAGGAGCCGACGCCUGGAUAUCCUGUCGCUUGAAUUUAUAACAGCGGAUUGGUUAAACCUGCAGCAAAUUGGACCCAGCGUCAAUUGAAUGUUACAUCCAUGUAUACCAG
Molecule: messenger RNA, 2227 nt
Organism: Coniophora puteana RWD-64-598 SS2
Lineage: Eukaryota; Fungi; Basidiomycota; Agaricomycetes; Boletales; Coniophoraceae
Product: FAD/NAD(P)-binding domain-containing protein
Exons: 7
Coding region: 330-2150 (606 amino acids)
Molecular function (GO): monooxygenase activity; flavin adenine dinucleotide binding
Source: RefSeq, a predicted model, not a curated record